Molecule: messenger RNA, 4385 nt
Organism: Larimichthys crocea (large yellow croaker)
Lineage: Eukaryota; Metazoa; Chordata; Actinopteri; Sciaenidae
Gene: atp7b
Product: ATPase copper transporting beta
Exons: 21
Coding region: 179-4192 (1337 amino acids)
Biological process (GO): copper ion homeostasis; monoatomic cation transport
Cellular component (GO): membrane
Molecular function (GO): ATP binding; ATP hydrolysis activity; P-type divalent copper transporter activity
Source: RefSeq, a predicted model, not a curated record
CUCCACCCCCAGACCUGAACGCACCAAAAAAAAUGACUUUUAUCCAGAGUGCGCCCCGGCGCUGCGCUGCGCUCCUCUUAUCUCCAGGAACAGCACGGAGCGCGUACGCACUGCGGACUUUUGCCCUCCGGCUUUGAUAAGUGAAGAUAAACCAAACAGGCGUCAGAGCAACUCGAGCAUGUUUUCGCCAAAGUCGCCGAAAAGUAUCUCCAAGUAUGUCUCCAAGACGUCUCCCGGCGCCGAGGAGCAGAUCUGUAUGGUUGAAUGUGGAUGUAAGCCGGAGUGCACCUGUAGUAUCCACAGCGCCGAGGGCAGCCGGAGACACUGCGCGCCAGAGUUCAAGACGAAUGGCCCUGACAAUCAGAAUCAAGGCUUUGACAACUUGGCCUACGAGUAUGGGAGUUCGAGUGAACUCUACCCUUUACCCAAAACUGCCUCCAGAGCGACUUUCAAACUCCAGGGACUCACCGCCGAGCACCAGGCCCAAGCCAUCGAAAGCAGAAUCUGCCGUCUGAAUGGACUACUCGCUGCCAGCUUGUCUUUAACCAGCAGCUUGGCCAAAGUGGACUAUGAUACCUCAGUUAUUACAACCAAAGAGAUUGCCCUGGAGCUCCAGACCAUGGGAUUCAAUGUAGAGUCAGCGGUGCGGAUCGGGGUGGAUGGCAUGCACUGCCAGUCCUGUGUGCAGUCCAUUGAGGGACAGAUUGGCCCUUUAUCUGGGGUUUCACAUAUUCAGGUGUCCCUUGAAGACAACACAGCACUGAUUGUGUAUCAACCUCUUCUAGUUACACAACAGGAGCUGAGAGACAAGAUUGAGGAUAUGGGUUUUGGUGCCACUUUACUAACUGAUGAUCCACCGGGUCAAGAUAUAAGCUACUGGCAGAGAGACAUAUUAAAUUCGUCAAUCCAGACCGUUACCAUUUGGAUUGUAGGGAUGACUUGCAACUCUUGUGUGCAGUCCAUAGAAGGGAGGAUGUCUCAGACGACAGGAGUGCAGUCUAUAGUGGUGUCACUGAAGGAGGAAAAGGGAACAAUAACCUUUGACCCCAGGCUGACGGAGCCAGAGCAGCUCAGGGCGGCUAUCGAGGAGAUGGGCUUUGACGCAUCACUUGAAGAAUCUGCAAAGAGUCAUGAAAAGUCCAGGCCUGUUACUUCUGUACGUUCUGACUUGCAAUCACCCGAUAAGCUGGGAGUCAGCAAUGGCACUGGAUCACCGCCAGCCUCUGGAAACGAGAUUAAAGUGCAAAAAUGCUUUAUUUGUGUUGUGGGAAUGACGUGCGCCUCCUGUGUGGCCAACAUUGAGAGGAACCUGCUCAAACACAAGGGAAUCAUCACGGUGUUGGUGUCACUCAUGGCUGGAAAAGCCGAAGUAAAGUACGAUUCAGACCUCAUAAACGCUGCUGCUGUUGCUCAGCUCAUCGAAGACUUAGGCUUUGGUGCUAAACUGAUAGAAGACAAUGCAGUAACACACGGGAAACUGGACCUCACUAUAACAGGGAUGACAUGUGCAUCAUGCGUCCACAACAUUGAGUCCAAGCUCACCACAACCAAAGGGAUCCUUGGGGCCUCGGUCGCCCUUGCAACCAAAAAAGCACAGGUCCAGUUUGAUCCAGAAGUGAUCGGAGCUCGGGAUAUUAUCAAGAUCAUUGAGAGCCUUGGUUUCGAGGCCAGUCUGGUGAAGGCGGGCUUCAAAAACAACCUUGAUCACACGGAAGAGAUUCAACAGUGGAAGAACUCCUUCCUGCUCAGCCUUGUUUUCGGCCUGCCUGUCAUGGGCCUCAUGAUCUACAUGAUGGUGAUGGACAGUCAGCACCAGGACCAUGGGGGCUCCAUGCCCGAAGAGCAGAACCUGCUUCCCGGCCUCUCGCUCCUUAAUCUGGCCUUCUUCCUGCUCUGUACACCUGUGCAGAUCUUUGGAGGUCGAUACUUCUACAUCCAGGCGUACCGCUCGUUAAAACACCGCACGGCCAACAUGGACGUGCUGAUUGUGUUAGCCACCUCUAUUGCCUACAUCUACUCCUGCGUGGUCCUCGUUGUCGCCAUGGCUGAGCGAGCCAGCCAGAGCCCCAUCACCUUUUUCGACACUCCGCCUAUGCUCUUUGUGUUCAUCGCUCUGGGUCGAUGGUUGGAGCACGUUGCAAAGAGUAAAACCUCAGAAGCUUUGGCCAAACUAAUGUCACUUCAAGCCACUGACGCCACUGUGGUCACUCUGGGACCUGACCACUCCAUCAUCAGUGAGGAGCAGGUGGUGGUCGAGCUGGUCCAGCGGGGCGACAUUGUGAAAGUCAUCCCAGGAGGAAAGUUUCCAGUUGAUGGGAAAGUGAUUGAAGGGAGCUCCAUGGCCGAUGAGUCCUUGAUCACAGGUGAGCCAAUGCCGGUCAGUAAGAAGGUUGGCAGUUUGGUGAUCGCGGGCUCCAUCAACGCUCACGGCGCUCUUCUGGUGGAGGCCACUCACGUCGGCGCUGACACGACUCUGUCGCAAAUCGUUAAACUGGUGGAAGAGGCCCAAACGUCGAAGGCUCCCAUCCAGCAGUUUGCAGACAGACUCAGCGGCUACUUUGUGCCAUUCAUCGUGAUCGUUUCAGUGCUAACACUGGUGGCCUGGCUUGCAAUCGGGUUUGUCAACUUCGACAUCGUGAAGGAUAACUUCCCGGGUUACAACCAGAACAUCUCCAACGCCGAGGUCAUCGUCCGAUUUGCCUUCCAGGCGUCCAUCACAGUUCUGUCCAUCGCCUGCCCCUGCUCUCUGGGGCUGGCAACCCCGACAGCGGUGAUGGUUGGCACAGGGGUUGGAGCUCAGAACGGGAUCCUGAUUAAAGGAGGCGAGCCGCUGGAGAUGGCCCAUAAGAUCCGUGUAGUGAUGUUUGAUAAGACCGGCACGAUAACAAACGGCGUGCCGCGGGUCACUCGUGUGCUGGUGCUGUGGGAAAUGGCCCGUAUGCCCCUGAGGAAGAUCCUGGCUGUGGUCGGCACAGCGGAGGCCAACAGCGAGCAUCCUCUGGGCAUGGCGGUCGCCAAACACUGCAAAGAGGAGCUGGGCUCUGCCAUCUUGGGCUACUGCCAGGACUUCCAGGCGGUGCCCGGCUGUGGGAUCAGCUGCCGGGUUUCCAACGUGGAACAUCUGCUGGAGCAGCAGAGCGAGGAGCGCUUCCUGCUGCCGGGAGCCACCACAGAUGAAAGCAGCCUCCUCUCUUCUGGCGACGCCUCGUCUGCAGACGAGCCUUUGUCGUACUCUGUCCUGAUCGGGAACAGGGAGUGGAUGAGGAGGAACGGCCACCACAUCGAAGCCGACGUCGACGCCGCCAUGUCCAGCCACGAGACCAAAGGGCAGACCGCCAUCCUGGUCGCUAUAGACGGCAUGCUGUGUGCCAUGUUAGCCAUCGCUGACACGGUGAAGGCAGAGUCGGCAUUAGCGGUGCAUACGCUCAACAGCAGGGGCGUCGAGGUGGUUAUGAUAACAGGAGAUAACAGACGGACAGCGAAAGCCAUCGCUGCACAGGUGGGCAUCAGGAAGGUGUUUGCGGAGGUGCUGCCGUCGCAUAAAGUGGCCAAAGUCCAAGAGCUGCAGGAAAAAGGCCUGCGUGUCGCCAUGGUGGGAGACGGCGUCAACGACUCACCCGCCCUCGCCCGGGCUGACGUCGGCAUCGCCAUCGGCACGGGCACCGACGUUGCUAUCGAGGCGGCCGACAUCGUUCUGAUCCGGAACGACCUGCUAGACGUAGUGGCCAGUAUCGAGCUGUCACAGAAGACGGUGAGGAGGAUCAGGAUCAACUUUGUCUUCGCACUCAUCUACAACCUCCUGGGGAUACCGAUUGCUGCAGGUGUGUUCAUGCCCGCCGGCCUCGUCCUUCAACCCUGGAUGGGCUCUGCUGCGAUGGCUGCCUCGUCUGUUUCGGUGGUUCUGUCGUCUUUACUGCUGAGAAUGUUCAAGAAAACCUCGAUGGAGCUGCAUGAGGCUCGCGCGCAGGGCCAAAUGAGGAGUGUCCGCUCGUCGCAGAUCAGCACACAUCUGGGUCUGGACGCCCAGCGGCGGAGCCCCGCUCUCUCCGUCAGAGCUCGGGAACAGCUAAGCCAAAGCGUCGCCGUCCCACCGCCCCUCUCCAGCCAGGGACCGUCCAUUAACUCUGUCCAGGAGAAGCAGGACCGCUGCUCCCUCUUGGACUACCAGACUGCAGGGGACCUCAAUGUGUAGUAAAGGGAAGAAAGACUCUAUGUAUUUAUGUAAAUAGAUUAAAAGUGCUUUUAUUUUGGCGUGACACAUGUAGGUAAAAGUCUAAAAAUCAAGCUGCUAAUGCACCAAAGUGAAGAUAAUCUUCAAAACAAGUCACUGCUGUACAAAUGUACUUUUCCAAUAUACACAAAGUAAAGCUGUGUGUUGUGUGAGA